CAUCCCGUCUUCAGUUCUUUCAAUUCCUCCUCAUUGUUAGUAUUCGGAUCUUGUGCUUGCAGUGCCAAGAAUCAAACAACGAUGUCGAGCAUUACUCCCGACACUCACGCCGCCGCGCCGGCUGAGAAGGUCGCCCUUGAAAAGUCGGAUGCUAGCCCCAACGUUCACAUCGCUAGUGACGAACACCCUGCCACCAACCACGUCAAGGGCCAUGAGCAUGCUGACAUUGCCAUCCUCAACACUGACUAUGAGGGCAAGCCUACCGACGAGGAGAUGGCCACUCUCCGCCGUAUCCCUGGUGCACUUCCUACAACUGCAUACCUCCUCUGCGCUGUAGAGUUCUGCGAGAGAGCUUCCUACUACGGUUGUGCCCAGAUUUGGACCAACUACAUCAACCGUCCUCUUCCCAAGGAAGGCAAUGGCUACGGUGCUGUGGCCCCCGGUACCCAGUACACCCAAGGUGCUCUCGGCCUCGGCGAAAAGGUCGCCAACGCCACCUCCCAGUCUUUCAACUUGCUUGCCUACUGUCUCCCCAUGCUCUUUGCCUACCUCGCCGAUGCCCGCUACGGUCGCUACCCUCUCAUCUUCUGGGGUGUCAUCCUGUGCGGUGUUGGCCACGUCCUCAUCGUCGCUGGUGGUGCCAAGUCUCUCCUUGACAACGGAACUGCCAAAAUCCCCUUUUUCAUCGGUGUCUAUAUUCUCGCCAUUGGUGCUGCCAUGUUCAAGCCCAAUGUCAGCCCUAUCCUUCUCGAUCAGCUCAAGACCCACGUUCCCAAGGUUGUGACUCUCAAGUCUGGCGAGCGCGUCAUUGAGUGCCCCGAGCACAGCGCCGAACGCGCCAUGCUGUGGUUCUACCUCCUCAUCAACAUUGGUGGCUUCAUGUCCACCGCUACCUCCUACUCUGCCAAGUACGUUGGCUGGUGGCUCGCUUUCCUGCUUCCUCUCAUCCUCUACAUUCCCCUUCCUCUCCUCCUCGUCUGGCUCAAGCCCCGCCUCGUCCUCCACAAGCCCAAGGGCUCCGAAUACCCCAACUUCUUCCGCGUCAUUGGCCGCUGCUUGGCUGGUGGUGGCAUCUUCAGAAUCGGCCGCAAGGGCUGGUGGGAUGCAGCCAAGCCCUCCGUUCGCGCUUCCAAGGGUCUUCCUCUCGAGGACCGCUACACUGACCAGUUUGUCGACGAUGUCAAGCGUACCAUGCAAGCCACUGGCAUGUUCUGCUUCUUCCCCGUCCAGUUCUGGAACGACAACGGUAUUGCCAGCUCUGCCAACUUCUUGUCCACCAUGCUCCGAAGCGACGGUGUCCCCAACGAUGUUAUUGGCAACUUCAACACUCUCUCCAUCAUUGUCCUUGGACCUAUCCUAAACUAUGGUCUUUACCCCAUGCUCCGCAAGCUCCGCAUCCACUACGGCCCCGUUUCUCGUAUGACGACUGGCUUCUUCCUCUCUACCCUUGCUGGUAUCGGAUACGCCAUUGUCGCCUGGAAGGCCUACGAGAUUAACCCUUGCGGUUACUACGGCACGACCGAUCCCAGAUGCAUUGACGAAGGUCUUGUGUCCGACAUCUCUCUGUGGUGGGAGGCCAUUCCCUAUGCACUUGGUGGUUUCUCUGAGCUCUUCAUCAACGUCCCCGCCUACGGUAUUGCCUACUCUCGUGCUCCUCCCAACAUGAGAGGUAUGGUCUCUGCCAUCAACCUGCUCAGUGUUGGAUUCUCCUACAUUGUCAACUUGGCCGUUUCCGAUGUCGUCACUGAUCCUCACCUGGUGUGGGACUUUGUCGCUCCCGCGUGUGUUGGAGCAGUUGUCACUGUUGGCUUCUACUUCCUCUUCCGUCACAUUGACAAGGAAGAGUUUGUCUUGUCUACAUCUCAGAUCAGCGAGGCCGAGGAGGUUGAGUACGAGGACAAGAAGGACCACGACAUUGCCAACAAGGUUUAAAAAUAUUUCUACCUCGUAUGAUCGUUGGUGGUUUUGUAUGCUAUUUUGGAUUUCUAGCAGCGAUGGACGGUGUUUUUUCUAGUGCACUAUGAUACCUAUGUAACGUGCUUCAGGCAAGGUGCACAUUGCCCUGAAACGUACAAAAAUAAAUUUGGAUUAUAUAUUCAAAAAAAUGAAAACUGGUCAAAUCAAAAUAAA
This is a messenger RNA of [Torrubiella] hemipterigena, 2130 nucleotides long. The record is from the annotation of a GenBank genome assembly. Lineage: Eukaryota; Fungi; Ascomycota; Sordariomycetes; Hypocreales; Clavicipitaceae.